This is a messenger RNA of Filobasidium floriforme, 1268 nucleotides long. RefSeq names its product ATP10 protein-domain-containing protein. The transcript is spliced from 5 exons. Gene Ontology annotation, biological process: mitochondrial proton-transporting ATP synthase complex assembly. The record is from RefSeq and is a predicted model, not a curated record. The coding region runs from base 52 to 1167 and encodes 371 amino acids. Gene Ontology annotation, cellular component: mitochondrial inner membrane. NCBI's taxonomy places the organism in Eukaryota, Fungi, Basidiomycota, Tremellomycetes, Filobasidiales, Filobasidiaceae.
CACUAGACUCUGCUAAUCCUUCAGACCACUCUAUAGUAUAUCAGUAUCGCCAUGUCCAUCAGACCUCUCACUACAGCACUCUUACGGGCGGCAGCGCCGUCUCUGUCUCAGAAUGAAGCUCGAGCAGUAGUCGUCUCGGGACAGUCCGGCUCGAUAUCAUGUUCAGGUCGACCGCAACCUCGAAUAGCUCGGUUCAGCACCAGUCAUACCUGGCUAUCGAAAGAUCCACCAAACGCUGCUUCUUCCUCGUCGACAUCACCCUCAACACCUCAACCAUUGCCGGCAACAGCAGCGCCGGCAGCGCCGAACCCGCUCUCUGAGAUGACAUCUCCUUCCUCCCCCUCGGAUCCUAAACCUUUACCUAUCCUACCUCGUCCCCUGGGCCAGCGAGAUCCUCCGACGACGGCCGAAAAGACGUGGCAAGAGACGAAGGAAGAGUUGAUGGAUCAGGGGAAACGGCUGGAGAAACGUCGAGCCCUAGUCAAGGAGGCUACUCAGGGAUACUUCCAUGACUUCCAUCAAAUCCGAAGAGAAGGCGGGCAUGGCGGGAAGACUUGGAUCGGACCACCAGUAUUGAUCCGGGAAGACAAAGCCCGCUACUUCCCUAAUAUUUCCGGGCCUACCCUGACCUCAUCCUCGACGACGCAUACGACCGACCUUUUCCGGGGGAAGAUUAGCGUGGUAGUGGUACUAUCGGCGAGGAUAUCGGAGGAACACGCUAUGAGUUUCGUCGGCGACGUGCUGGAGGAUUGGGAGAGCGCCAAGGGCGCUGCAAGAGGUGAAACAGCAGCAGUAGCAGCAGCAGCACCAGGAGAAGCGGGAAUCAGAGUAGGUGCGGGUUCGGGCGAACGAGAGAAGCUGUUUCAAUACGUUCAGAUCAACCACCAACCGAAUCCAUUGAAAUCGCUGCUCCUGCGACUGUUUAUGUCGAGCUUGAAGCGGACGAUGAAACCCGAACGUUGGCCCGGGUAUAUGAUCGCUGGUGGGGAAUGGGGCGGACUGAAAGAGCCUCUAGGGAUCACGAACAAGCACGUAGGGUACAUCUACCUUGUUGACCAGCAUGCCAAGAUCAGGUGGGCCGGGUGCGGCUUCGCUACUCCCGAAGAGAGGGAGGCUUUGAGACGCGGGGUAGCCGUCUUGUUAGGACGAGCCAAGGAGGGACGUUGAGGCUUGAAGAUGACUGGGUUGUAGCAAUUAGCAUGCAGCCUCUAGCAUAUCUAGCAUAUAGCAUUUAGAUGUGACCUGAAGUAUACCAUCUUUCCGAGUGG